AUGGCUUCUGCUUCUUCCAACCAACAAACCGAUGACAGUAACUUGCGCCGGCCUUCCUUCCAGCAACGAUUAUCAUCAUCCCAGACUUCUGCGGACGCCUCUGCCGAUUCGAUGUCGCAAGUACCUGGCGGAAGUCCCGUCUUGCUAAACGACCCGUUAGCGAACGAGCAAGACGGCGCUCCCAGUUCUCUCCAAUCAACUCUUCCAUCGAUACCGCGGCAGCAAGAUGUACGAAGAUGUUGGAUAUGUCAGAUGGAUGAAACAGAGGAUACGCCUGAGAGCUCAGUGUGGAGGAGUCCAUGUCCAUGUUCCUUAGUUGCCCACGAUGAGUGCCUUUUGGAGUGGAUUGCAGAUGGAGAAGCUCCUAAAGACGGCGGAGCCGCUUCGACGCAAAAGUUCUUUUGUCCCGUAUGUAAAGCAGAGAUACAUAUCGAGCGGCCACGCGAUGCGCUGGUCGCACUUUACGACCAAGUGCAAGGUGCUGCGAAGUCUCUCGCCUACCCAACAGCCAUCAGCGCUUUGCUGGGCUGCGGUUAUGCGGGACUAUUUGCAUAUGGAGUCAACACGCUUUAUCUCGUCUUCGGCCGUGAGGAAGCUGUAAAGAUCUUGGCCGCAAUGCGAGGACGUCAGAUGUACGACUGGAGUGGCAGAUUUCUGGGUGAAAGAUACCAAGAAACAAUCGGCGCGCUCAUAGCCAAUGCAGAUCCUUUCUUCCCAAGAAUUGAUCUGAUCGGAUGGAGAGGAUUUGUUGCUCUACCGAUGAUUGCUCCUUCCCUGGUGCUUUCACGCUCUUCUCUGGGACGCUUUGUUUUUCCUCUCAUGAUAUCCGGUUACUUCGUCUACUCACCUGCCCACCGAGAUAUCUACCAUUGGCCACCACCUCCAGGCUUAGCGUUUGCAACACUCCCGCAUAUCUUAGCCGCUUACAACAAUGUUUAUCGACAUACCUUCGCCAAAUUGGAGACAAAGUGGGAUCAAGCCGUUCAACGUAAGCCGAGAGAAGGGGAAACAGCAGAGGAAAUCGCUGAACAGCGAGCGGGCGAAGAGGAGGAUAAUAUCUUCGGUAUAGAGAUCGUCGAAGAAGAGGUGCAUCAUGACCAUGAAGGGAAUGUCAUACCCGCAGAAAACCAACUACCGCAAGCAGAUGGGGCAGCAGACCGGCCACAAGAAGGACAGCCUCGGAACAAUGAAGACAUCUUCUUCCAGCGUAAUUGGUCGAUGGGCCGAAUAAUCAUGAAUGUCACGGGUGCUUUGUCAUUUCCACUGAUUUCAUCAGUAAUGGGCACUCUUCUCGAAGUUCUACUUCCAGCAAAAUGGGUCGGUCAUGGCUCUUUCGGUACCCGGCUUAGAGGACGCGGCAUUCUAGAACAGAAGUGGGGCAGGACCAUAGUUGGUGGUUGUCUAUUCGUGGUAUUAAAGGACGCCCUUACACUAUAUUGCAAGUGGAAAAAGGCUGAGAACUUCGGCAAGAGAAAGAUAUUAGAUUACAAACGGCCUCGAGCACGCACGUAG
Messenger RNA from Glarea lozoyensis ATCC 20868, 1512 nucleotides. RefSeq names its product RING/U-box. The record is from RefSeq and is a predicted model, not a curated record. The transcript has 2 exons. NCBI's taxonomy places the organism in Eukaryota, Fungi, Ascomycota, Leotiomycetes, Helotiales, Helotiaceae. Gene Ontology annotation, molecular function: zinc ion binding. The coding region runs from base 1 to 1512 and encodes 503 amino acids.